GCCCUGCCCUGGUCCACACUGUAAUCAGUCCACAAUGUAUCACUUGAUAGUGCAAGUUGCGCUCUUUCUUGCGGUUCUGUUCUGUGCGGAUUUCUGGUGGAAACGCGUUGUCCACCGGCAGCUGAGCAAACUUCCGGGCCCCGUGUCGGUUCCGUUGCUCGGUUCGGGUUACGUGUUCCUCGGGAAGAACUGUUCCCAAGUGUUUUACACCUUCCAACGGUUGACGGCCCGCUACGGUCAAGGAGGUGCACCGAUACGGUUCUUCCUGGGACCGGUUCCGUUUGUAAUUAUCAGCAGUCCCGAGCACGCGCAAGUCAUCCUCAGCUCGAGCACGUGCCUGGCAAAACCGUGGAUUUACAGGUUCACACCGCUGGAAGGGAUAUUUUCGCUUCCGGUGGACAAAUGGCGCCGCCAUCGGCGAGCAAUACAGCCGGGCUUUAAUUUGGCCGUGCUGAACAGUUUCAUCCCCAUUUUCAAACGCAAGAUAGACAUUUUGGUGGAGAAAUUGGGGCGAGAAGUUGUUGGCGGAGGAACGUUCGACGUGUACGGAUAUGUUGCGGCCUGCACUCUGGACAUGGUUUAUUCCACAACUCUCGGUAUGGAGAUGAACAUCCAGCAGCAGGCGCGCAGCGCAUACCUGGACGUCCUGGACGAGUUGUUCGAACUGGUGACUAAACGAUCCACCAACGUGCUGCUGCAUCCCCAGUGGGCGUACCGGCUGACGAGUUACUACCGCCGAGAGUGCCGUGCCCGGCAGAUAUUUUGCGCCCCAUCCACGGAAGUACUGCAACGCAACCCGAUACUGGCUCGAUCACCGUCGGAAUUUUCUGAUGUCAGCAAGCCACAGAUCCUAAUUGAUCAGCUGUACGAUUUGUCACUGAAGGAUCCCACGUUUGACCGGGACGCGAUCGAGAAAGAAUUGAACACGAUGAUUUUCGGCGGUAAUGAAACAACUGCGAUUACGAUGUCCAACGCACUUUUGCUGAUCGCGAUGCAUCCCGAGGUGCAGAACAAACUGAUCGUUGAAAUAACACAGGUAUUGGGAGAGAGUUUUGCGAACAUUACCAUUGAACAACUGCAACAACUAACCUACAUGGAAGCAGUUCUAAAGGAGGCAAUGCGACUUUAUCCGAUAACGACAAUCCUGGGUAGAAAAACGGGUGCAGAUCUUCAGCUGGGCGAGUAUCGCAUUCCAGCUGGAGUCAACCUGGCCAUCGAUGUGUUUAGCAUUCAUCGGAGUGCGGAACAUUGGGGAUUAAAUGCGGAUUUAUUCGUCCCGGAGAGAUUUCUAACCGGCAAGCAUCAUCCUUAUGCGUUUCUCGGGUUUAGUGCGGGACCUCGAAAUUGCAUUGGGAUUCGCUAUGCGUGGAUCUCGAUGAAGAUGACGUUGGCGCACGUGCUGCGGCGGUUCGAGCUGGAAACGCCCCUUCGGCUGCAGGAUAUUCGCAUCAAGGCGUCGAUGACGCUAAAGGUGAUCGGAGGGCACAUUAUAAGCGUUCAGGCAAGGGAAUGAGUGAGAUUUUUCGUUAAUAUGUUGUUAGCUAAUAAUUAUGGGUUCGAUUUUCAUCUGCUCCCAAUGAGCUCUGUCUAGACUGCAUGAAUUCUGAAAAGAUUGAAAUCAUCGAUGAGCCCACGACGAGGUUGUGGUAUAAGUUAUGAUUCCUAACUGUCUAGAUUUGACGGAUAUAAUUGUGAUAUUUCACACAACGUAGGUGUAUACAAAUUUAACUGUAAAAUGUAUAACACUCCCUUACUUUAAUUACACCUAGCACAACGAAAUAAAUGUUUUAUUUGCUCUCUUGAUUAACAUUUGCAUGUUUCAGUGCAGCGCAGUCUAACUAUUUAAUAGCAGCGUAUGCAAUUACUCCCAUCAGAGUCGAUCUAAUUACCACCUGCAAACCAGCCCCCUUCCCUCCGUGCUACGAAGCUUUUUUCCCAUCCCUCCGUUCUAUGCUGAUCAUGUACCCGUUGCCGAUCCGCAUCACGAUCGAGGCAUGAAACUUAAGGUCGACCAACCGCAGCUCGGUGGACAGUCGGUACCGUUUUACGAGCUUGGCCAGCACAAUCUUGAGCGAGAUGUAGGCGUACUUGGCGCCGGUACAGCUCCGAACUCCACCGGUGAAGGGCAGGAACGCGAACGGGUGCCGCUUGGCACAGUUCUCCGGGGAAAAGUUUUCCGGGUCGAAUUCUUCCGAGUGAUCACCCCAAAUUUUGCGAUCCCAGUGCACUUUGAUGGUCGGGAUCAUGAUCUGGGCACCGGCUGGUAUCGUAUACUGACCGACCUGGAUUUCUUUCUCGCACUCGCGGGCAAAGACUGGCACUACCGGGAGGAUUCGCAUCGAUUCCUUGAUGACCAUCUCCAGGUAGACCAGCUUGGCGAGAUCUUCGUAAUCGAUGUAAUCGUUUGGUGCGGCGUCGAUCACUUCCUGGUAGAGCCGUUCCUGAACAUCGGGAUGCAUGGCCAGCAGAAGCAGCGCCGUGGAUAUGGCGCAAGCCGAAGUGUCGUUGCUGGCGAAGAUCACCGUGUCCAGAUUCUCGAUGAUGCACUCUUCGUCGAAGAAAUCCGACUCUGAGGCGAUCGCUUCCAGCCGGUCUAUGAACAGUGGCACGUGGCGAACGUUGUCCUCAUCGCGGUAGAUGUUGCACUUUUGGAUGGAUUUCUUCAGCCUGUCCGCUUUCCGCAGCUCGAGCGUCUUUCGUGACAUUUCCUGGAACAUCUGAACUCGUUUCAUCUCUUCGCGAUAGCUGGGCGUCAGCUUGUAGAUAAAGUCAGGGUGUAGCCACGCCUUGUAAAUACGUGUGAACUUGAGUGUUUGCAUCCUUAAAAAAAAGCGGAUCAUUCAACAUACCCCAAAGUUUCUCAACCCUACUCACUUGUCGGCAUUCUCCAGGUAGCGCUUCUUGUAGUCACUGUUGUCCUCGUCCAAAUCCAACCCAAUCGAGUUGACCAUCGUGGUGCUGACGGUGUAUUCGCCGGCCUUCUCGACCAUGUUGAACUGUCCGGUACCGGCUAGCGCCAGCAAACUCUCCGCCAGUUUGUCGGCUUUUGCGUUGAACGUGGGCACAAACCGUUUGACGACCGCGUUCGAGAACGAAGGGUUCAGCAGCUUGCGCUGUUUGCGCCACACAUCCGGCGGCGCAUUGAAGAGACCCUUCUCGAAUCCCAAGAACCGGUACACGUACGAUCGUUUCACGCAGUCCUGCGAGUUGAGGAUCACCGCAAGGUGUUCCGGAUUGUCGAUCACCACUAUCAGAAGCGGACCAAACCAGGCCCGCAUGGGCGUUGGUACGACGUGCAGGAAUUGCAGGAAAUACGGCAGGAUAGUCGUCGGACCGCGACCGAUUCCGAUGUGAAUGCUUCCAAUCAACGGCCAAUCAAACGGACCUGGAAUUUUGGCGGCCAGCUCAUACAAACGCCUUCGCGAUCUUCUAAAGAAGUAAUACCACGUGCAGACCAGAAUCCCCAUGGCCACGAGGAGAACCGUCAACAUUUCGCAAAAACCGCUCUGUACUAGAUCUCCAAAUCAAUCCGAAUCCGAAGUUGCUACAAUACUGGACGAGGUUCAUCUAAGGCACGAGAUAUUCAUAACGUUCCGCCGCAAUCAAGUCUCGAGAUUGAUAUCAAUUAUCGCUGGGCUGAACUCGGCGGAGGGUGGGAAAUAUUCCGGCUCUCCGGUUGUUACGGGAGAUUGACGAAAAAAACAAGCGUUUACCGUUGAAAUUGCCAAGUUAUAGGGUACUUUAACGUUUCAUGGACUUGCGAGAACUUUGGCGUAACGAUCCCAACUUGAGCAAAUUGGUAAUUUUAGAUACCGUCAACGUUUAUUUUUUAUCUUUGCAAAAGUUGUGUAGUGAGGCUUCAAUUACAGUUACAAGGGUUAGGACGUUGAACUGUAACCUUUAAAUUGGUCGAUUGUGUUCUAACGUAACAGGUGUGAAGGUUGAUUGUGUAUCUGUGGGAGGAGGGGCAGCGCAUUUGGUGGACCACUAGGGUGGAAUCGAGUUGUAUGGGAAAAAUGAAAAUGAUAAAAAUCCAUUUAGCAACACAUUGCAUUUUCACAUUCUUGAAUUUACAAAAUUCAUGUUUUAUUAUUUAAGUAUAGCCCUGGAUGUCCUGAAAGUGUGUGACAGAUACAAAGAUACAGAGUUUUCAAAAGUACACAGUAAAAUAUUGUGUAAAUUUGGAAGGUUGAAGGUUAUCUCUUUUAUGAUGUAAUUUUACCUCAAUUUAGACUGAAAAAGCGACAUUACAACAGAAAAGUGGUAAAAUUACACAUUUUCAGAGGUAAAAUUUCAAAUUUUUUCUGACAUAAAAGAUGUACCACUAUAGAUGUAAUAUUACCAUGAUUUUUUUUUCUGUGUAGUGAAUUGAAAUAAUCAGUAAAACUCACAUUUUCUGUCAACAUUUCCAUAGGAACCACCGUAAUCUGGGGUGAAUCGGGACUACAGUCUGAAUAGGGACAGCAGUUUUUAGAGCACUUAAAGCUUUUAAAUUUGGAAAUGGAUGUACACAUUUUGUUGGCCUGAGUCUGUUCUAACCGAAACCGACCAGAAAAAUCAAAAUAUUGUGCUCCAGCAUGGUUAAAACUGCUGUCCCAAUUCGCCCCAUGUGUCCCGAUUGACCCCAGUUUACGGCAUUAAAUAUAACACAAACGUGACCCAAAAAUGUGUUGCUGAAAAAAGUAAUGUUCUAUUCCACCCUAGUGGACCUAAUUUUCUUUUUAAUGCUAUCGAUCAGUGCAAUCUUUGACCUGUUUCGCAGUACACGUUUUUUAGAAGCUGAAUUACAAUGUAACACACAUGAAUUUAUAUUUUAGUUUACUACGCAAUGAUGCGUGCGAACUUUGUGUAUUUACAAGAUAACCGUCAACUGGGGCGAAUUGGGACACAUGGGGUGAAUUGGGACAUCAGUUUUGACCAUGUCAGAGCACAACAUUUUUAUUUUUCUGGCUGGUUUCGGAUAGAACAGACUCAGACCAACAAAAAUUGUACACCCAUUUCCAAAUUUAAAACCUGUAAGUAUACUCUAAACAAUGCUGUUCCUAUUCAGACUGCAAUCCCGAUUCGCCCUUAGAUGACGGUACUAAUUUAUAAUAACAGGCAUGAUUAUAAUUUAAAUAACAGACAAAAAAAUGGAUUAGUUUUAUUGUUUAUGUAAGGUAUGCACUUCGGAAGAAACCGGUCAAGAUAAAUUUCAAAUGAGAAGCAGCGGUAGUGAAAGCAGCCUAGAGAGGGUGAAGAAAAGCCCCAAGAAAACGUUCCCUCUAAUUGGUCCAGCCGUUCGUAAAGCUGUUUCUUGACCCCCUUUCUUUUGAAGAGCAUACCGGCAUCUAAGCUCUAAAUAUUUAAAUAAAGAGAGCACUUUAUUGGCUUUAAAACUUUAUUUUAUUUAAUCCUCUUAUAUAUUUUAUUUUGUCUUAUCACUGUGUGGUUUCCUGGACAAUUUAAAUAAAAAAAUACUUACCAAUGAAAAAACUUAUCAGAUUCAAAUUCAAUGUUUCAUAUCGAACAAGUGUUAUAUUGUUUAAUAUUAUCACGUUUCUUAAUAACUUUAUUAAGAUUUUUAAUUAAUGGUCUUGAUUAAAAAAUAAUGGAAAUUGUACACUCCCCGGUGGUUGGUCACUUUUUUAGUUUGAACCCCGUUGGUUUGACAAAGUCAAACUAAAAAGUAACGAAUUAUUCCUUUUUACACGGGGCUCAUGUUUACUACCAAACCAAUUGCCUGGUAGUUGGUGUGAGCUCUGCGUAAAGAGGGUGUCAAACUAAAAAGUGACCCCGUUUGUUUGACAACGAUUGAUGUCAAACCAUCGGGGUUUCAUUGUAUUCCUUGAUAAAUAAAUUAAACAAGCAAUAAAAUAUAAUCUUAAUUUACAAUAAAAGUUACAAAUAGAGCCUAAGAGAA
This is a messenger RNA of Culex quinquefasciatus (southern house mosquito), 5902 nucleotides long. RefSeq names its product cytochrome P450 4C1. The coding region runs from base 35 to 1513 and encodes 492 amino acids. The transcript is spliced from 2 exons. Gene Ontology annotation, molecular function: iron ion binding; monooxygenase activity; oxidoreductase activity, acting on paired donors, with incorporation or reduction of molecular oxygen. NCBI's taxonomy places the organism in Eukaryota, Metazoa, Arthropoda, Insecta, Diptera, Culicidae. The record is from RefSeq and is a predicted model, not a curated record.